Molecule: messenger RNA, 1501 nt
Organism: Rubroshorea leprosula
Lineage: Eukaryota; Viridiplantae; Streptophyta; Magnoliopsida; Malvales; Dipterocarpaceae
Source: the annotation of a GenBank genome assembly
GUUCAUUACUUGAAGAAUCAAUGUCUCCGGCAGCAGAAGUCGAGUCGGAAUUUUGCAGCGUUUGCUUAGGUAUAUUGCAGUUCAAGUGGCGCGAUGAUAAGGAAACAUUAGUGAAAAAGGAAAGCCCCAAUGAUAUGACUGAAUUGAUUGCUGAGACAGUAAAGCAAGAAGGCCAUCAGAUCGAUAGCUUUUCUCUUGAAGUAUCUGUACCACAAGCAAUCCUGGAGAACGAAUUGGCGAUUUUGUCAGAUAUGAAAAGCAAAUAUGGAUCUGAACUCUGGUUUCAGGAAAAGUCACGUUCAGAACCUAUUUCUGUUAAGGAUGCCCUAAAAUUUUCGAUAGUCAAACCACUGGAAUCAUUAUUGGGCAUUAAAUCUAGUAUAGAUUCUUUCCGAAUCCGUUUGACAUACACAUCCACAAAGGCAUCAAAAAUGGUUCAGAAUUCUAGAGGUAGGAUCAAGGAUUGCAAAAGGCAGAAAACAGACACGAACAAUGGGUUGCACUCUAUUAAUGAUGAGUCAAUAGUUGCUGGUGCUGAAUGUUCAGAUCAAUCCAAUAUUGAGACAAAUGCUGCUGCUGUGAGGCCCUCUAACGGUUUGCAAGCUUGUGACGCUUUUGAGUGCCUUGGAUUCUCCAUAGAGAAGGUCAAUGAACCUUGCCACUUGGAAUUACAAUGCUACAGGACACCUAUUUACCUUGGUGGUAGAUACCUGAAGUUCUCAAGAAGUGUGAGUCAAACAUGCUGGAUAAUUGGUGAAGAAAGGAUGGGAGAAGCAUCUGUUGAGGAGAUAAUAGGUAGCAACAUCCUUCCUAUGUGUAAAGGUGAUAAUUACAAGUUUCAUGCUGCUGGCAGAGAAGAUAUUGAUGUUCGAAUGUUGGGUUCAGGGCGGCCUUUCCUAGUUGAGAUACAAAAUGCACGCCAAAUCCCAUCAGAGGCAAUUGUAAAAGAAAUUGAAACAAGGAUAAAUGGCUUGGAAAAUAAAUUAGUUGGAGUUAAAAAUCUUAAAGUAGUGGGCAGUGAGGGUUGGACACUGAUGCGUGAAGGAGAAUCAGAGAAGCAGAAGCAAUAUGCUGCAGUAGUGUGGAUUUCUCGUCCCCUUGAUGAUGAAGAUUUGAAAACUAUAUCUUCACUCAAGGACAUGCAAAUUAUGCAAAAGACUCCAAUAAGAGUGCUCCAUCGUCGAAGUCCGUUGGAGCGGGAAAAACUUAUACAUUGGAUGAAAAUUGAGAGGAUUGCCGGAAGCUCUCAAUAUUUUCUACUGUAUCUCUGCACUCAGGCCGGAACAUAUAUCAAGGAAUUUGUUCAUGGGGAUCUCGGGCGGACUCACCCAAGCGUUGGAUCAAUCCUUGGAUGCAGAGCAGAGAUAAUGCAACUUGAUGUUACAGACGUCAAAAUGGACUGUUUUCUAACUGGGUGAGGCAAUACGCAUUCCAAUAUAGUUUUUCAUGUAUUUGAACCAUAUUUUUGUCCUUUUAUCUUGAUUAAAUACUUAUUUACUGC